Molecule: messenger RNA, 4272 nt
Organism: Salpingoeca rosetta
Lineage: Eukaryota; Choanoflagellata; Craspedida; Salpingoecidae
Exons: 9
Coding region: 159-3854 (1231 amino acids)
Cellular component (GO): nucleus; cytoplasm
Molecular function (GO): mRNA binding
Source: RefSeq, a predicted model, not a curated record
CUUUUUUCCCCCUUUCUUGUGUCGUGUGCCAAGAAGGAACGCAACAGUGGCAGGCAACGUCUCUACAACUCCCCUUGGUUUUUGGUCUUCGCAUCCCGCUUCCCGUUUCGCCUUUGGACUGAGUGUUUUGUGCUGCCCGGACAACUUGUUCUGCCAUCAUGAGCGACCAGGUGAAUGAUAUCCCCGUGCCAAGCGAGCCUGUGCAGGAUCCCCUGCCACAGGAAGUUCCCGAGCCCGCCCCCAUGACCUACGCCGAGGCCUUCCCCAGCCUCGGUGGCAGCAGCGCCGCCCCUGCUCGUCGUGCCCAGGGCCAGCGUCCUCGCAUUCGCGCCGUCCAGCCUCGCAAGACAACCACCACCGCGGUUGUUGAGAUCCCGAAGGAGGAGCAGCGCUUCUCUGCCACGGAGAAGAGCCGUGGCGGCAGCCGCAACCGCGUCGAGCGCUUCGUCUCUGAGAUUGCCGUCAAGCACCGCGUGCAGAUCAAGCAGCACGUCAACCGCGCCGGCUCGCUCGUUGUUCGCAUCGAGGGCAAGCCCGACGCCGUGGUUGAGGCCAAGAAGCAGGUGCUCUCGCGCCUGCAGACCCAGGCCAGCAUCGAGAUUGACAUUCCCAAGGAGCACCACCGCUACAUCAUCGGCCCGGAAGGAUCCAACCUCAAGGCGCUCUCUGCCAAGUACGCCGUGCGCGUCUUCAUGCCCAAGAACAAUGAGGCCUCGCAGACGAUCAAGAUUGUUGGCACCGCCGUGAACUGCCGCAAGGCUGCCCAGGACAUCCAGCACAUCUCCUUUGAGCGCGCCAAGACGGACCACCGCAAGCUGCAAAUCUCCAAGGCCUACCACCCGCUGGUCGCCGGCCCCGGCAACGCCACCAUCAAGCGCAUCAUGGAGCAGACGGGCGUCAAGAUCCACGUGCCCCCGCCGGCCGUGGAGAAGGACGAGGUGACGGUGACCGGCGAGCGCGCCGCCGUGGCCCGCGCCUGCGACGAGCUCAUGCAGAUCUACAACGACAAGCGCGAGUCGUGCGGCGAGCUCACGGCCGAGAUCCCGCGCACGCAGCACCGCUUCCUCAUUGGGCCCAAGGGCGCCAACCUGCGCGAGAUCAACGAGAAGACGGGCGUCGUGGUGGAGGUGCCCCACCCGGACAAGGACGACAACACCAUCAUCCUGCGCGGCGAGCGCGCCAACCUGGUGCAGGCCCUCACCCUCGUGUACGAGUUUGCCAACAAGAUUGUGGUGAAGAAGCUCUCCGUGCCGCAGUGGCUGCACAAGCACGUGCUGGGCAAGAAGGGCGAGAACGCGCGCAAGCUGCGCGAGGAGCGGCCCAAGGUGCACAUCCAGUUUCCAAAGGAGGGCGACGAGAUUGAGAUUGAGGGUCCCCCCGAGGACGUCGAUGUGGUCCGGGACAGCCUGCGCGCGCUCGCCGAUGAGCUGCAGCGUACCCUGACCUUUUCCGACGUCCGCGUGGAGCCCAAGUACCACCCGUACAUCAUUGGCCAGAGCGGCUCGACCAUCAACGAGAUUCGCGCCAAGAGCGGCGCCACCAUCGACAUUCCCGCCAACAACUCGGGCUCCGACCGCGUGCGCGUGGAGGGCACGCCCGAGGCCGUGGCCAAGGCUGUCUCCCUCGUCAGCGACAUGGCCACCAAGCUGCGCAACCAGAAGACGGACAAGGUCAGCGUGCCCAGCAACCUGCACUCGCAGAUUAUCGGCGCCGGCGGCGACGGCCUGCGCAAGCUGCUGCAGGGCUACGACUCUGUGUCGCUCAACUUCCCCGACCGCGGCUCGGACUCUGAGGAGAUUCUCAUCCGCGGCGACAAGAAGCAGGUGGACGCCGUGAUUGCCGCCAUCAAGGAGCGCGUGCGUGACAUUGAGGCCAGCAACUACUCGGACACGGUGCACGUCUUCCGCAAGUUCCACCCGGACAUUAUCGGCAAGGGCGGCGAGACGAUCAACCGCAUCCGCAACGAGACCAACACGCGCAUCAACGUGCCGGCUGCCGAGGAGGAGAACGACUACAUCACCAUUGUCGGCUACAAGCAGGACGUGGAGAAGGCCAAGCAGGCCAUCCUCGACAUCCAGCAGAAGGUGGGCAAGAUUGUGACGGAGACGAUGGAGGUUGACUCCAAGUACCACCCCACAAUCCGCGGCACCCAGAACCGCAUCCAGCAGAGCCUGGAGUCUGAGCUGAGCGUGCAGAUUACCGUGCCCAUGGCCAAGGAGAAGAGCAACACCGUCACCAUCCGCGGCCCCUCGGAGUCUGUUGCCGAGGCCAAGAAGGCGAUUCAGCGCCUGGCCUGCGACGAGGCCCUCAACAGCACCACGCUCGAGUUCACCGCCCCGCACAAGUACCACCGCCACCUCAUCGGCCAGCGCAGCGCCACCCUGAAGCGCCUGGUGGAGGAGUCUGGUGUCAUCCGCCUCGUGUUCCCGCCAGCCCGCGCCAAGAAGGACAAGGACCUCGUGCUUGCCAUCGGCUCCAAGGACGCCUGCGAGAAGGCCAAGCAGCUCGUGCACGACCGCGUGCAGGAGCUCGAGAAGGUCGUCACGGAGGUUGUCAUCAUCGACCCCAAGUUCUACUCCGCCCUUCGUUCCCGCCAGUUUUCCCGCCAUCUUGGCGAGUCGAACAACGUGUCCAUCCGCUUCCCGCGCAACGCCGAGGAUGCCGAGGUUGUUGACGACAAGGUUGUCGUGCGCGGCCCCCGCGAGGGCGUUGCCACCGCCAUUGAGAAGCUCAAGGCCCGCGUCGACGAGCUGGAGCGCAGCGUGACCAAAGAGAUGCCUGUGAAGCCGAGCAGCAUCCCCAGCAUCAUGGGCUCUGGCGGCAGCAACGUGCAGAAGGUGUGCGCCGACUUUAGCGUGGACAUUGACGUGCCGAGCCGCGAGGACCGCGACCAGGCUGAGGGCGAGGUGAACCUCAAGGUGACGGGCCUGCCCGAGAACUGCGACGCCGCGCUCGCUGCGCUGCAGGAGCUGGUGCCCAUUGAGGAGGAGAUUGAGGUCCCCCGCAACCUGCACCGCUUCAUGAUCAUCGACAAGGAGAAUGGCAUCCGCGCCAUCCAGGCCGAGCACAAGGCCCGCAUCGACAUUCCCCGCGCCGAGGAGGAGAGCGACAAGAUUGUCAUCCGCGGCCUUGCCCCACAGGUCGCCGCCGCCAAGGCUGCUCUCGAGGCUAACAUGCAGAUCUUCAAGGAUGCGCUUCGCAAGACCUUCUCGAUGACGAUGGAGGUGCACCCCGAGUUCCACACGGAUCUGAUUGGCAAGCGUGGCGCCAACGUCAACGCCCUGCGCAAGAAGUUUGAUGUGCGCAUCGACUUCCCCCGCAAGGGCGGCAACACGGGCCUUGAGCCCAACGAGAUUCGCCUCACGGGCUUUGAGGAGGACUGCAAGGCGUGCGCCGAUGACAUCACCGCCACCGUUGAGACGCUCAAGUCGCACGUGGUGAAGGAGAUUGACAUCCACCAUGCUGUGCAUGGCAAGAUUAUUGGCCCCCGCGGCUCCGGUGUGCGCAACCUGCAGGAAACGUAUGGCGUGCGCAUCAACUUCCCUGCCGAUAAGUCGUCUGAUGUUCUGACGGUGACUGGUCCCGAGGAUAAGGUGGACGAGUGCAUCGACCAGCUCUUCCUCGUCCAGGAGGAGAACGAGGAUCUGAUUGAGGACUACCAGGAUGUUGGCCGCCACGCCGCUCCUUCCCGCCCCAAGAAGCAGAACAAGCCCAAGGAUCAGGCCUUCCAGGUGCGCGAUGCGCCCUGGCAGGGGUCGUACCCGACACUUGAAGCCCAGCAGGCCCAGCAGCCGCCACAGCAGCACCCAACCGCACAGGGCCCCACCCUCAUGGGCGCCUGGGCUCGCAAGUGAUUUGCCUUGCACACCUGCUCGGCUCUUGUGUUUGAGCCUUAGCUUGUGUUGGUGAUGUCUUCCCUUUGCGUUUCUGCCUGCGUUCCACUGUGGGAAUGGUCUGACACACACACACACACAUACACGCCCACUCCUGCGUCCUGUUCUGUCGUUUCGACCAAUCAACCAUCCCCCUUCCUCUCUCCCUCCCUUUUGCCAUGCAUGUGCUUCUUCUCCCUCGCACUCCCCUUUCUCCUUUGCAGUUGACAUGUGUGCCAACACUGCCCACCCAUGAGCCACUGGCUGUGCAUGUGCGUGUAGUUGUGUGCGGUUUUGUCGCUGUGUUUCCCUCUUCACGUUGUGUGCUUGCUUGCGUGCUGCUGUAGUUCCUCCCCUGAACACACAAGCAAGUCUCAGAGAAACCAAGCCCAAGAAUUGC